AUGCCGCGCUGCUAUAGAGGGAGGUUGAUUCCCGCCCUGUUGCCGCCUCGGCUAGCUACACGUCGAUGCGUCUGCGAAAUUAUCACCACUAGGGCUGACAAAUUUGGAGAAAUCUACCAGCCGGCAAGAAUCUUAGAAUGCUUCCCCGACAAGACGAGGCUUUUCUCUCUCUCUAUUCUUAGCUCUAUUGGCUCAUCUCAUGGAGGCGUGAUGACAAUGUCACCCUAUGAGGUGCGUGCUAACAUUCUUCCCCAACUAAUACCGCAGCCGUGGCUAGAGAAGACCUUUCUGUGCACAGAUGGAGUCACACCGACCGAUUGCCAGCCGACUUUCAGCCCAAUUGAUGGGGAUGCCCCAAGGAUGCGGCGUGUCACCAGCCCGAUACCCAAUCAC
Molecule: messenger RNA, 393 nt
Organism: Iphiclides podalirius (scarce swallowtail)
Lineage: Eukaryota; Metazoa; Arthropoda; Insecta; Lepidoptera; Papilionidae
Source: the annotation of a GenBank genome assembly